Symbiodinium sp. CCMP2592 is the source of this 1002-nucleotide messenger RNA. The record is from the annotation of a GenBank genome assembly. NCBI's taxonomy places the organism in Eukaryota, Dinophyceae, Suessiales, Symbiodiniaceae.
AUGCCACACAAGGUGCCCCUUGAAGCCUUCACCAUAGAGGCGGGAAAGAGUGAAAGAAGGUGUGUGGUGACCACAUCGACCGACGGUGCGUUGAGAGGAUGGUCAGCUGCUCUUGGAGCGACAGCGUGUGUCGCCUGGGUCGCAAGCAGUCGUGAGCAGUCGCGGCAGUCGCCUUUGCAAGCCCGUCUUCAACACGCUCUGGCCCCUUUAGCCGAGAGGUUCAACGAGGGCCACAUCGAUCCUCGCUACCAGUGGCUCCAGGAGGGGACAACAUGGACCAACCCUUCAUAUGAUUCGUAUCGACACUAUGUUGUGAGUAUUCAUCAUGGUGUGGCCUGGAAGUGGUAUGAAGCCCAGCAAGCUCAGGCACUCGACAGCGGUGGUUGCUUUCCGCAUGUCCGUCAGAUCCAGCCAGAUCCAGCCGGGCUGACUCGCCAAGUACAACUAGGGAGCCAGGAAGCAGCACAGUUCUACUUGUGUGCUGUCAGUGUGGUCCUACAGCGCUUCCGCAUUGCCUCGGUUUUGGCACGAGACACGGCACGAGCAUUCGGUCGUCGGUUUGCAAACAAGGACAUCAUUUCCAGCUACAGGCAGUCGAAGGAAGAGGAUGACUCUGGAGGUGCGAACACGUCAGUGGUUCCACAGCCGAAGCAAAAGGCCACUUCGGUGCGUGGCUUCAUGUCGUGGCUCAGUGGUGCCGUCGGUGUACCCGAGCAGACACAGGCUUUGCCUCCGCUGACAUCCUAUGUAGGUGGCGAGCAGCCUCUUGCUGGGCGGAACUCGACGGGACAAGCGAUUGCCCACGAGGGAUUGGUCAGCCCCUACAACAGUCGAAAGGUGGCAUCUGGGCCGUUUCGUCCGCGUGAAGCGGAAGAGAAGCUGAAUCAUAUCGAGGUGCAGAGUGCUGCCGAAGGCAACCCACUCGAUGCCCAGUUGCAAGAGCUUCUCUCCAGGACUGUCCGGGCAUGUCCGGUCGGAUUGGCAGUGUUUGGUAUUUGGUGA